Symbiodinium pilosum is the source of this 459-nucleotide messenger RNA. NCBI's taxonomy places the organism in Eukaryota, Dinophyceae, Suessiales, Symbiodiniaceae. The record is from the annotation of a GenBank genome assembly.
GGCUUUGGAUGGUCAGCAGGAUCCUGGCACCACCAUGACCACGUCGUGACGGUUGUGCACCACUACAAGCACUACAACUGCCACGCCGGCUUGUCCAACUGGUACCACGGCUGGUCCAAAGUCAAGAAGUCCUGGUGCUGCGAACACGACCAUCUGGGCUGUCCUGGCGACGCCCAUGGCCAGUGGCACGCUCACACCGUGGUGCACACCGUGGUUGGCCAUGCUGCGGGCGAAGGCGGCUACGACUGCGACGCCGGCUACUCCAAUUGGGAGCACGGGUGGUCCUACCACAAGAAGAUCUACUGCUGCCACACCGAGCACAAGGGCUGCCAGCCGUACCACUGCCACCACGACAAGGAUCAGAUGGACUCUUGGCCUCACGAGAAGCGUGAGUACUGCUGCGGCCACUUCCAGGUGGGCUGCGCGGCCACCACGCUGUCCCCAUUGGGCUGCGAUGCC